Gambusia affinis (western mosquitofish) is the source of this 3831-nucleotide messenger RNA. It is a transcript of the gene vps52, whose product is annotated as VPS52 subunit of GARP complex. Lineage: Eukaryota; Metazoa; Chordata; Actinopteri; Cyprinodontiformes; Poeciliidae. The transcript is spliced from 20 exons. Bases 159 to 2330 code for a protein of 723 amino acids. Gene Ontology annotation, cellular component: GARP complex. The record is from RefSeq and is a predicted model, not a curated record. Gene Ontology annotation, biological process: lysosomal transport; Golgi to vacuole transport; retrograde transport, endosome to Golgi. Gene Ontology annotation, molecular function: syntaxin binding.
AAAAAUAAUUUCAUCAUCCUAAAGCCAUAUACCUUACUAGGUUUAUAAAAAUGUUAAAUGCUUUUUCAUGGCUGAUACCUGGAAGCGGAACGUUACUUUGGUUGCAUUUGUGUUUUUGUUUUCCUUUCUAUCGUCUACGUUAGCAUAAAGUCGCCGCAAUGGCUGAGGCAGUACCUGCUGGUCUUAUUGAAGCCGACGUAAACAUAACUGGAAACCAAACACAAAUCGCCAUGGCGUAUCUACAGGACGAGAAAACUGAGGGAGACAUCGCUAACCUUAACUUGGGAGAACUGGACCUGACCACUGAUGAGUUCAUCUUGGACGAAGUGGACACUCAUAUUCAGGCAAACUUGGAAGAUGAUCUUGUGAAAGAAGCUCUUAAAACGGGUGUUGACCUACGUCAGUACUCCAAGCAGGUGGAGGCGGAGCUGCAGAGGAUCGAACAGGCCUCCAUCAAAGAUUACAUUAAGGAAAGUCAAAACAUUGCUCUUCUGCACAACCAGAUCACUGCGUGUGACUCCAUACUGGAGCGAAUGGAGGGUAUGCUGAGUGGCUUUCAGAGCGACCUUUCCUCCAUCAGCAGUGAGAUCCAGACCCUGCAGCAGCAGUCUGUCAGUAUGAACGUCCGAUUGAAGAACAGGCAGGCCGUACGCAGCCACCUCAGCCAGCUGGUGGACGAGCUAGUGGUGCCCGGAGUCAUGAUCUCCACCAUCCUAGAAAGUCCAGUGACGGAGCAGGAAUUUCUUGAGCAGCUCCAUGAGCUCAACACAAAGAUCAACUUUGCCAAAGAGCUGAGCUUCAGAGAAACUCUGGCCUGCUCCGACAUCCAGGACAUUGUUGAUCGCCUCAAACUCAAGGCGGUCUCAAAGAUCAGAGAGUUUAUUCUUCAGAAGAUCUACUCCUUCAGGAAACCAAUGACAAAUUAUCAGAUCCCACAAAAUACUCUCCUGAAGUACAGAUUUUUCUAUCAGUUUCUUUUGGCUAAUGAAAGAACCGUUGCCAAGGAGAUCAGAGAUGAGUAUGUGGACACUAUGAGCAAGAUUUACUACAGUUACUUCAAGUCCUACAGUGGCCGGCUGCUCAAAGUGCAGUAUGAGGAGGUAGCAGACAAAGAUGACCUGAUGGGAGUGGAAGAUACAGCUAAGAAAGGUUUUUUCUCCAAACCAUCUUUAAAGAGCAGGAACACCAUUUUCACAUUGGGCCAGAGGGGGGCGAUAUUGAGUCCAGCAGAGCUGGAGGGUCCCAUCCUGGUUCCACAUACAGCUCAGAGAGGGGACAGCAGGUAUCCGUACGAGACGUUGUUCCGCAGCCAGCACUAUGCCCUGCUGGACAACGGCUGCAGAGAAUACCUCUUCUUGUGUGACUUUUUCAUGGUGACUGGAAACUCGGCCCUCGACCUUUUCAACUGCAUCAUGGGAAAAACUCUCAGCAUGUUCCUGAAGAGCAUGUCCACCUACGUGUCAGACUGCUACGACAGCAUCGCUAUCUUUCUCUGCAUCCAUAUCAUCCUCAGAUUCAGAGCCAUCACAGCCAAGAGGACCAUUCCUGCUCUUGACAAGUACUGGGACGCCGUGUUGGAGCUGCUGUGGCCGAGGUUUGAACUCAUUCUGGAGAUGAAUAUCCAGAGCAUCAGAAACACAGACCCUCAGAAACUGGGAGUGCUGGACACCAGACCACACUACAUCACUCGGCGAUAUGCAGAAUUCUCCUCCGCCAUUGUGAGCAUCAAUCAAACAUUUCCUAAUGAGAGGACCAUUGCUCUGCUGGGCCAGCUGCAGGUUGAGGUUGAAAACUUUGUGCUGAAGAUGGCGGCAGAAUUUCCCUCCAGGAGAGAUCAGCUGAUCUUCCUCAUCAACAACUACGACAUGUUGCUCGGUGUCCUGAUGGAGAGGGCAGCAGAUGACAGUAAAGAGGUGGAAAGUUUUCAACAGUUGCUCCUUGCUAGAACACAGGAGUUUAUCGAGGAGAUUCUGUCUCCUCCCUUUGGGGGGAUGAUUGCCUUCGUGAAGGAGGCUGAAGCACUGAUGGAGAAAGGGCAGCUAGAUCGACUGAAGAAUGAAGAAGCUCGGAUCACUCAGCUGGUUCGAGGGUUUUCCAGCACCUGGAAGCAGUCGGUGGAGUCAAUGAGUCAAGAUGUCAUGAGGUCCUUCACUAACUUUAAAAAUGGAACCAGCAUCAUACAGGGCGCUCUGACUCAACUCAUCCAAUACUACCACGGCUUUCAUAAGGUUCUGAACCAGCCGACAUUCCGCAGCCUGGCCGUCCGCUCUGAGCUCAUCAACCUCCACCAUCUGAUGGUCGAGGUGAAGAAGCACAAACCCAACUUUUAACGAGUGGGAGGGUCGCUAAAACACUGAGCUGCAACCUGGAAAUGAUGACCCCUCUAAGCUCACUUCGUCAUUCCUUUUUCAGACUCAUUGAAGUCUGAAAGUUCUCAGUCUUUCUUUUUUCCACAUGUGAAACAAGUUGCAACACAGAUAACAGAGGAGGACGUUUCAUCUCCACGUUCAUCAUUGAACUUUUGCAUAUAUUCCUCUGAAGAAACUGCAAAACACACAUUUUGUACCUGUGAACUUGGAAAAUUAAAAACUUUCAUUUAACUUUGGUGUAAACGUUGCUGAUAUUAACAUAAACUACCAAUAUUUGACCAUUCAGCCAGUUGCUAAAUCUGUGCAUUUAAAUUAUCUUCCAAAUUUAGAUUACAGAGGAAUUAAAUGUUACUGUAUUUUUCACACUAUUCAUUAAAACAGUUGAACAAAAUAUUCGGGUGCAAUUAUGAAACACUGGAAGGACAUUUACUGUGACAGCAAAUGGACAUUUGUGUGGCUGAAACGAUGGAUGUAUGGUGGAUGUAUAUGGAGGAAGGUGUAUGGUUUUCUCUGGAAAAAGCCCACAAUCUUUCUCCCCUAACAUGGAAGAAACACUUGCAUUUGUUUGUGAUUUAUAACACUGCACUGGGUAGAGAAAAGCCCUGACCCUUAAGCAAUGUGCUUUUUUUUCUUCAUGUCAGCAAAUCCUAUUGUUAUAGGUUUGAACUUAAAAGUCAAGGAGCAUCUCUUAUCUUUGUUUAGAACAAUCAAUCUUUGGAUUUUAUCUCCUAAAUGCAUUAAUAUUUGGAAAAACUCAACUGUUUUUAUCAACACGUCUAUAAGUCCCAGCCUGCUCCCAUUCCAUACUUGUCAUAACAUAUUUAAUAUUUUGAUGAAUUAUUGUCAGAAACUGAUCAACUCUCAUGUGAUUUAACCAUGUAAUAUUUUCUGAAGAUUUGACAUUCUGACCUAUUUUAAUUAACAUGAUUCUGAUCCCUCCUUAAGCCAGUCAUCUAUUAUGAAUUUAUUAGGGACCCUGACCGAACCAAAAUAUCUAAAAUUCAAAAUAAUAUAUUAUCAAACCACAUAUUCCUAUGACUGUGAGCCGAUCACUUUUUAUUGAUUUAUUUUAUUUUUUUGUCAAAGUGGAUAUGAAACAUCUGAAAAGUAGGUGAAAGUGACUUGAUUUAAAAAGAUAAUAAGUACCAUAAUAAGAAACAGCAAAAAUAUACAAAAACACAAAUGGAGAAAGAAUCCCAGUAACCAUUUACUAAACCUGAUUUGUUCACAAAGAGAAAGGCAAUAACUCAUGUAUACAUGUAUUGUAUUCAGUGUGAAUACAAUACAUGUAUUCAUGAUAAAGGGAAACUGCAUUUCUCCUAAAACUAAAUGUUUGUCUUUGUAUGUCUUUGUUUCUUUGUCCUUUGUGUUAAAUCUAUUCCUGUGAACGUGUGUAUUAAGCCAUUCCCAUGUAACCAAACAUUCUGAAUGAGUUAAAAAUGAAUAAAAAGCAAAAAACUUU